AUGGCAAAUCAAACUGUCACCAACUUUCUUACAUUACCGGUAGAACUUGUCUACCGAAUCUUGGAUUGUGAAUCGGAUUUAACACUUAUAUGCUCAAUGAGAAACACACUCACAACACUAAAACUACGACAUAAUCCGAUCGGAGAUGUUGGAGCACAAUUUUUGGGUAAUGCAUUACAGCACAACACAACACUUACCACAUUAUACCUCAGUUGUAAUCAAAUCGGAGAUGUUGGAGCACAAUCUUUAGGUGAUGCCUUACAACACAAUACAUCACUUACCAAACUAAAUCUCGGACAUAACGGAAUCGGCGAUGUUGGAGCACAAUCUUUGGGUGAUGCAUUACAACACAAUACAACACUCACCACACUAGAUGUCUCGAGCAAUGAAAUCGGAGAUGUUGGGGCACAAUCUUUAGGUGAUGCAUUACAACACAACACAACACUCACCACACUAAAUCUCGGACAUAACCGAAUCGGCGAUGUUGGAGGACAAUCGUUAGGUGAUGCAUUACAGCACAACACAUCACUUACCAAACUAAAUCUCGGGCAUAACCGAAUCGGCGAUGUUGGAGCACAAUCGUUAGGUGAUGCAUUACAACACAAUACAACAAUUACAUCACUUUACCUUUGGUACAAUAUUACAAUCAGUGAUCUUGGAGCACGAUUUUUGAGUAAUGCAUUACAACACAAUACAACACUCGCCGAACUACACCUCGGUGGUAAUAACAUUGUGCAUGAUGUGCUACAUGUAAUCAAAGAAUUACUUCGACGGAAUGAAAAUGGAAGAAAACCGUGA
Molecule: messenger RNA, 798 nt
Organism: Adineta steineri
Lineage: Eukaryota; Metazoa; Rotifera; Eurotatoria; Adinetida; Adinetidae
Source: the annotation of a GenBank genome assembly